Messenger RNA from Colossoma macropomum (tambaqui), 2495 nucleotides. RefSeq lists its product as uncharacterized. Bases 267 to 2405 code for a protein of 712 amino acids. The transcript has 14 exons. Gene Ontology annotation, cellular component: exocyst. NCBI's taxonomy places the organism in Eukaryota, Metazoa, Chordata, Actinopteri, Characiformes, Serrasalmidae. Gene Ontology annotation, biological process: exocyst localization; exocytosis. Gene Ontology annotation, molecular function: SNARE binding. The record is from RefSeq and is a predicted model, not a curated record.
UGUUAUGUUUCUAUAUUUGAUGUAUUCGGGGUUUUUCUUGCCUUAUGGCUCUUUAAAAAUGAAUGGCUUGUCCUUAUUGAGGCAGAAUAAUGGUACAGGGUUUUAUUGGCCUGGGCGGUGUAUUCGGAUAUCGUCGAUGAUGGAGCCGAUGGCCAUGUGAAAAAGCAUGUGGACGUGGCUUUGGAAGCGGCUUGCAGUUUGAAGCACGCAAGUCACCAUAAAUCUGCACCAGAAGAAGCUCAUGAACGCAUGUGUUUACAGUAAGGAUGGCAGAGAGUGAAGAUGGCAAGUGCCAAGAAGCCGGCUCGCAGAAGUCGGCCACUUCUGAAAACAGGAGUCAGAAAAUGUCAGUUCUGACCUUCCGACUAGGCAAAAAAAAAAGAAGAGAAAAAGAAGAUUGUAAGACAGAUGGCACCAGUCCAGCAUCCAGCACGGAGCCUCCUGACGCACCAAGGAAGAAGACUGUUGAACAACCAUCCUCUGAAGACAGAGCCAUCUCAUCAUCUAAAUCCAAAUUUCUAAAAUUUACAAAAGUAAUUUUUUUUAAAAAGAACUUGCAACAACAGAGUAAUAAGAUCCAGCCUUCAGAGAUUCCUUUGACUUUUGAGCAGAACCUAAAAGAGCAGUACUUUGCAGAGGCAGGGAAGCAGCUGAUAAACCGUGAGGAGCAUCUGUUUUCAGUGAAACAAGAUGGGGUGGAAUCCAGCAAGAGCCUUGUGGAGGAAGAGGAGGAUAAUGAGAAAAGUCUGAGAAAAGACUUUGAAGACCUUUUGGAGGAGGUGUGGUCAACAGUGGAGAAUUCCUUCGAGGCUCAAACAGAGAAAAAGACAGCGGCGCUAAAACAGGCAGUCCUGGUCAUACAACAAGAGGAGGAGCAGGACAGGAGAUGGGAAGGGGUAGCAGAAAAAGAGCGCCCUCCAUGGAGGCCUCGGUGCUGCAGGCGGACACACGACUCUCUGCUUCAGAAUAUGGUUCAGCGGCGAAUGGAAGAGGCAAAGUUAGACUCAAACGCUGACAUUAAAUCUUCAAUUCCAAAGGGAAUCACAGGCAAAGGUAAACAACUUAAGGAGGACCUGCUACACAUUGUAGAAUAUGUGAGGAGCUGCUACCCAGGAGAGAAUGUGUGCCAACUAUAUGCUGAAUUAUACCAUCAGGCCUUUUGUGCUACGCUCAGAGAAAUCACUGACUAUGGACUCUGUAAUGAUGACUGCUCACAUGUGCUGCAGUGGGUGAACAUACAUUAUCCCAGUAUCCUGAGGCUUAAAGAGCUUAAAGGGGUUAUUGAAUAUGAACAGCUAGAAGCACUCCUGCCUGAAAAUGUGCUUAAACCACUGGAGGAGCAGUGUUUGACCGAAAUAGAGGAAAAGCUGCAAACAUGGUGCCAAAAUAUUUUAAAAGAGGAGAAAGCUGAGCCUGAAUUGAGGGAUGGAUGCUACUUCAGCCCUCUGGCCACUGAUGUGAUUAAGUGUGUCCAUGAUGCUAUAAUGUCAGCACAGGAAGUGCUGGGCUCUUGCUCAGAGUCUCAGAGGAUCACACACCAGAUUAAAGAAUUCUUCAUUAGUUACCAGGAUUACCUUAAGAGCAUGACUGAGGGUAAUGAGGGGAACACUGAUGCUGUACUGAAGGCCAACCUUCUCUGCAUCAGACAAUUCAGGGAAUACAUAACAACGAAUCAAGAACUCUUUCCUACACAUAUUAAGUCUGACUGUAUGAGUUUGCUGCUCAGCAUAAGAGAACUGUGCCAUGCCUAUUUCACCAAGUCUGUCCAGAAAGAUCUGAAGGGGACAUAUGCCAAACUGGGUACUAGUGAGUGGCUCAAACACAGUGAACAUGUGUGUGGUGAGCUGCUUGAAGGAGUGGACACACACAUUCAGAAACUCACUAACUUUGACAAAACAUGCCUUCAGGACCUGCUCAGUCAUCUUCACAAAGAAGUGCUGGCAGAGUAUGUAAGGAAAAUGAUGAAGAAGAAGAACAAACUUGGAGAUGAGAAUAUACAACAGGCAGCUGAGGCAUUACGUGACAACAACCAGAGAAUACACACCAUGUUUAUUGAAGCUGGGUCAAGAAUGGAUAAACUGAAAGACGUCCUGGAAAGUCUUGCUGAUCUGCUGAUACUGAAAGAUCUACACACUAUUGAAUUAGAGCUUGUGAAUGUGUCCAAAAGCUACCCCGACUUCAGUGAAGCUCAUGUCUGCGCCUGGCUGCAUCUCAGGGCGACCCUCUCUACCUCAGAGCUCAGAAUGAUCAAGAAGACUUUCUCAGAGUUACGGGAGCUAAACACACCAGAAGAAACUGAUAAUCAGGAGCAGGAUCCGCUCUACUCAAGCAGAGAUUUCUUCUCUAAAGUGCUUGUGAAAUGCACUGCACACCAGUCCCUUAGCCACAUGCUGAGUUGUAUUUAAAGUUUAUUGUGCAAACAUUUUAAUGUUUUUCCAAUGCUUUUCUUAUAUUUUAUAAAAAAAAGAUUUGUUUAUAAAUGUUCUGUGUUGUGC